GGCUGAAAAUUGCUUUCUGCUAAGGUGAAAACAUUGCCUACGUAAAUAUCAAAUCUUUUGUAACUAUCUUGGGUCGAAGGUACUGCAGGUUUUUAAACGAUUUUUGAAAAUGGAUCAAGUUAGGAACUUUUUGGAACCUGGUCGUCAGUUCUCUAAGGACUCGCUUCGAUUGGUGAAGAGGUGCACCAAACCAGACAGAAAAGAAUUUCAGAAAAUUGCUAUUGCCACCGCAAUAGGAUUCUGUCUAAUGGGUUUCAUUGGAUUUUUCGUCAAAUUAAUCCACAUUCCCAUCAACAAUAUCAUCGUAGGUUCAUAAAAUAUAUCUUUGGUUGAAUUAUAAGAUAUCUUUAUUGUACUCAUAGACUAUUUAUUUACACUUUUUUCUAUAUCUAACCGAAUGUAUCAUUCGAUUGGUUGAGUUCAUUGGAAUAUAAGUUUUUAUGACAACUA
Dendroctonus ponderosae (mountain pine beetle) is the source of this 450-nucleotide messenger RNA. RefSeq names its product protein transport protein Sec61 subunit gamma. The record is from RefSeq and is a predicted model, not a curated record. Bases 110 to 316 code for a protein of 68 amino acids. Gene Ontology annotation, biological process: post-translational protein targeting to membrane, translocation; protein targeting. The transcript is spliced from 4 exons. NCBI's taxonomy places the organism in Eukaryota, Metazoa, Arthropoda, Insecta, Coleoptera, Curculionidae. Gene Ontology annotation, cellular component: membrane; Ssh1 translocon complex. Gene Ontology annotation, molecular function: transmembrane protein transporter activity.